Ficedula albicollis (Collared flycatcher) is the source of this 2635-nucleotide messenger RNA. It is a transcript of the gene SSNA1, whose product is annotated as Sjogren syndrome nuclear autoantigen 1. Gene Ontology annotation, cellular component: ciliary basal body; centrosome. The transcript has 3 exons. Bases 199 to 543 code for a protein of 114 amino acids. NCBI's taxonomy places the organism in Eukaryota, Metazoa, Chordata, Aves, Passeriformes, Muscicapidae. The record is from RefSeq and is a predicted model, not a curated record.
GGCGCCGCGUUCGGAAACGCUCGGGUGUUUCCGUGACCCCUCACGGGCCGGCACGGCCGUUGGCGGGCGCACGGGGCCGGUUUGCCGAGGGCAGCGCGGCCUCGGUGGCAGAGCCGCUCCCUCGGUGGGGAGGAGGAAUCGCGAUCCUGCCAGGCAGAAGGCCGUUGCUGAAAGGGGACUUCAGGGAGUGAGUGCAGGAUGACUCAGCAGGGAGCUGUUCUUCAGGGUUACAAUAAUGAACUAGUGAAAUGCAUUGAAGAUUUAUGUAUGCAAAAAGAAGAACUGAACAAACAAAUCCAGCAAGCAGAAGAGGAAAAGAGUAAACUCCAGCAUGAAAUCCAAGUCCUCAGUGAACAGCUGGAGUGUGUAUGUGAAAACCUGGCCCAUAAGGUGGCUUCACGGAAUGAGCUUGAUAAAAUACUUGCUGAAACUGAAGCUGCUUACAUGAAGAUUUUGGAUAGCUCUAGAACUUUACUUAAUGUCCUGAAGAAGGAAGUGGGAAGCUUAAAGCAUUCACCAGAUCUGAAAACGAAUAUAACGUGAAACAAUCAAAUGUUUGGACUCUGCAGUGCUAAAAUUCCACUAGAUGGUGCCAAGCCCAGCGUCUGAUUUCAGUCCUGAUCUGGAAUAACUCCAGGGGUGUGCACGAAGCCAUCUCCUCCUUCCCUCCUCACGGGGUGGUGGCAGGGAGGAGACUCAGGACUAUUGUUCUGCCUCUCUGUCCCUCCUGCAGCAGCAGCCGACAUUGUCCUUUUUAUUUACUUCCCCUCUCUGUAAACCAGCAGGGCUCGCAGCAGAGGGAUGCAGCUCUCAUUAGAGUAAUUAGGCUAAUUUAUGAGAGAGUGGCACAGUGGAGCAGAGCUUUCCUAAUACAGUGCUCCCCACGGGAGGCUGGGCACCCACCCAGCUGCUGGCAGGGCAGUGCUCGGCCUGGAGGGCUGCAUCUCUUCCAGCUUUAACAUCAGUGAAAAGGGACAAACACAUGCAAUCAACACUUCUUUCCUUCAUGUGAUGUUCUUCACAAGUUGUGUGUUCCAAGUUAAUACUAGAAGUUUAAUUAAUAGAGGAGAGGGAUCCUUCCUUGGUGUUAACUAAGUGUAAGUUUUGGCUUACAAAGGACUCCUCGAGCAAGUUUGCUGUGUCACUGGAACAGCAAGAGCUGGUAGGGCUUUGUUGCUCUCCUGCUCUGUGGAGGUUUUGCAUUACUUUUGUGAAAGGCUUAUGUAUGGUGAGUUAGGAAAUUUCCUUCUUCCAGGGAAAAUGGUGUGAAUAUCCUUUGUUCAUCACAUUUCCUUGGUAUCUUUGUGGCAAGGUAGUGUGUCCCUGGGAAGUCCUGCUACACUUUGGAAGUCCCAUUUGAAAUGUUCAUGGGCCUAUUUAAAAACACAUCUAAGCCUUUAAAAAUAUGCAAGCAAAGAAAAAAAUAAAAUAUCAUUAGCACUUCUGCCUGUAGUGUUUCUGCCAGGCACCAGGAUCAAACUUGAAAAACUUGCCAGCUACCUGCUAUUCCCAGCGCAGUAUUUGUGGUCACCUUUAUUAAAAGAAAUGUACCCAUCACUUGUCUUCACUAACAGGGUGGUAUUUAGAGUGCCUGAAGGGCAAUUAAAUAGUUUUGUAAUCAUCCCCCAAGUCUAUAAGAGUGUAUUUUAUCCAGGAGCAUUUUGAUGGUGCUAAAGGUACAUUCAAUAGCCUCUCACACUGCAAACUCUGAAAAUCCUCAGUGAACCCAAGGAGCUGCUGGUAGAACCAAGCCGGAGAAGUGAAAGCAGUGAAAGAAUGAAGUGUGUGUUAUAAACUGACAUGAAAAAUUGUACUGCAAUUGUAAUUGCCUCAAAAUGCCUCAUACCACCCACAGGAAAAAGCACGUAAGCAUCCAACAUUUUCUGUCACCUUCACAUCUCAAAUGCUGUCAAUACACUUGCAACUGGAACAUUUGCCUGUGUCUUUUGCAUACACAGAAAAGCAGUGCGUGCCCCAGUUUCAUUCAUCCCAUUGCCUCAUGCAAAGCCUCCGUGUAUUUUUGGCUGCCACAAAGUUGAUCCAUGAGGAAAUAUACCCCCGCUUCAUAUAUUUGCAUUCCCAAAACUGAGCAAGAACAUUCCUCUUCACUUUGUAAAACAGAGGUGGGGUUUGUAAAAGAGAGAGGUGGGGAGGGCAGCCCCCAAGACCUUUACAGCUGGAAGAAGAAUUUUGGUCAGCAUUGAUACCUCAUUAGUCUGUGUUCACCAAAAAACAGCAUCUAAAAAUGUAUCCAAACCACAACUUUAUUGCUCAGAGGUCACUCUUUUGAUAGGUAAAUAUGCAACCUGAUUUUUUGUGCCGCCAGACAGUGAUUUCUCUGAUGGAUGUGGAGCAUUCCCAUGGGAGGAGCUCAUGGUGCUGCUGUGUGCAAGGGCAGUCUGUUGGGAAGAGACGCCGCUAUAAAAUGGAGAAAUGGUUAAAACACCGUGCAGUGUGCCUCUCUCCUAAACAAUCAUACUGUACUCACUUUCCUCCUCAGAACUGCUGCCUUGGGGAGGUAACGAAUUACCGUUGCCAUAAACCGUAAUCAAGAUCAGAUGUGCAAAGGGAAUGGCCUUGCUCAAAUAUCAAAGGGGUCUUAAACUGCCAAAACAGAGCAAGAGAGAAAUCCUGA